AUGGCUCCACAAACUGAAUCCGUUUACGUCUCGAAGACACAGCAUUAUCUGAAGGUGAAGAAGCCGCUGCUGGAACGUCAGCGUCGGGCACGCAUGAACAAGUGCCUGGACACGCUGAAGACACUUGUUGCCGAGUUCCAGGGCGACGAUGCCAUACUGCGACUGGACAAAGCUGAAAUGCUCGAGGCGGCACUUGUCUUCAUGCGCAAACAGCUGAUCAAGCAACAGGCGCCGGUCUCACCUGUACCCAUGGACAGUUUCAAGAAUGGUUACAUGAAUGCCGUCAGUGAAAUCUCUCGUGUGAUGGCCUGCACACCGGCCAUGAGCGUUGAUGUCGGCAAAACGGUGAUGACGCAUCUGGGCAUUGAGUUCCAGCGCAUGCUGCAGUCAGAUCAGCAACCUCAACAGCAACAACACGACCUGCAAUCUUCUUCAGUCAGCCGUCCUGCCAGUCCAGCAUCUUCGGGCUAUCACAGCGAUGCCGAGGAAUCGGAGGCAGCAGCCAGUCCCCAGCCAGCUAGCAACAAUCCAAUGUGGCGCCCCUGGUAAUCAGCAACAACAACUGCAACUGCAACGGCAACUGCAACUUCAACAACUACAACCAUAACAACAACGAAUCAUGUCUUCCAAUUGACUCGAUGUAAAACUGUGAUAACAAGAGCUUUACUUAGAUUUAAGCAAAAUGAUUACUACUAAUUAGGCACCAAUCUCAAGCUUUAAUAGUAUUAAGACCUACAGAUAAGAGAGAUUCUACUAACUUUAGACAUUAAGAGAACAUU
Drosophila innubila is the source of this 779-nucleotide messenger RNA. RefSeq names its product enhancer of split m5 protein (gene E(spl)m5-HLH). The record is from RefSeq and is a predicted model, not a curated record. Gene Ontology annotation, biological process: regulation of neurogenesis; anterior/posterior pattern specification; regulation of transcription by RNA polymerase II. Lineage: Eukaryota; Metazoa; Arthropoda; Insecta; Diptera; Drosophilidae. Gene Ontology annotation, molecular function: RNA polymerase II cis-regulatory region sequence-specific DNA binding; protein dimerization activity; DNA-binding transcription factor activity, RNA polymerase II-specific. Gene Ontology annotation, cellular component: nucleus. The transcript has a single exon. Bases 1 to 549 code for a protein of 182 amino acids.